Messenger RNA from Cantharellus anzutake, 1656 nucleotides. RefSeq lists its product as uncharacterized. Gene Ontology annotation, biological process: potassium ion transmembrane transport; stabilization of membrane potential. Bases 1 to 1656 code for a protein of 551 amino acids. The record is from RefSeq and is a predicted model, not a curated record. Gene Ontology annotation, molecular function: potassium ion leak channel activity. NCBI's taxonomy places the organism in Eukaryota, Fungi, Basidiomycota, Agaricomycetes, Cantharellales, Hydnaceae. The transcript is spliced from 14 exons. Gene Ontology annotation, cellular component: membrane.
AUGAGUUCGCAUCGGCACCAUACCAGGUGGAGGGCGGUUGUAUCAUCUGCCCUGGUGCCAACUGCUGUUGUUUUUGCAAUCCCUGGGCUUGCGGAGAAUUGGUAUCAGCGAAAAGGUGCAACCAGCGAAACCAAGACUGAUCCCGUGCUUCUCAUCAUCGGCCAAUCGUUUGGUCUUUUCUUCAAUGUUCUGGCAUCCGUCCUACUCCUUUUCUGCAUAAACGGCUCUGAAACCAUGAUCAUUACAAGCUCGUGUAUCGGCUCCCUCGGCAUUGCUAUCCUACUGGAUCUAGUGUGCUUAAGCAUAUUUGGAACAUCCCAUUCGAACGUGGAGCAAGAUGGCUAUGCACUAUCUACUGCUUACUAUUUGACAUUGUCUUCGGGGAUAAUGUCUCUCAUAGCGGCCCUUCUGAUGACGGUCGAUGCUCUGAAGCACGAUUGGGUCCCGUAUGGGCGGGGAAAGCUUCUCACACAGAAACAAAGAAGACUGGCGAUGAGGACCUUCCAUUUCAUGGCCUAUCUCGCAAUCGGUAGCAUUGUAUUUAGGUACCUUUUGGAUAUUUCAUACCUGGAUGCCAUCUAUUUUGUCAUGUCAUCAUCUCUCACGGUUGGUUAUGGUGAUAUAGUACCAAACAACACAGCAGCCAGAAUAUUCUCGUUCUUUUAUUUCCCAUUUGGCAUCAUCCUCAUCGGUAUCAUUGUCUCCUUGAUCCGAGGCACAGUCUUGGCCAAUGCAAACACUCGACUCAGGAGGCGGAUACGCAACGAGCUACAGAAUCCUCGGAUGCAAGAGCGACUCGCCAACAUCCAACAUUGGGCUAAGGCUGGAUCAAGCAGUGCCCAAUUUGCCGGCAGCAAUCAAACACAACAACCUGUGCAAAGCCCCACCCGGGAAUUGAAUUCCUACUUCGAUUCCCUCCGAGAGGCGAUAAAGGAAGAUGCAAUGACGGAUCAUAGAAUCGAAAUAUUCUUGUCCUUUUCGUCAUUUAUCAUUUUCUGGGUGGUUGGAGCGGUCGUGUACAUGAUUCUAGAAGGCUGGGACUUCUUUGCGGCUUUCUACUUCACCUUCGUGACCUACUGUACCAUUGGAUAUGGGGAAUAUUAUCCACGCACACCCGGAGGCCGAGCAUUUUACAUUGGAUGGGGAGUGAUGGGAAUCAUCAUCCUCACUAUCCUUUUCUCUUCGGUGGCAGAAGCUUGGACUGUCACAUUUUCGGACAUACUGCGGAAGCGAGUCAUGCGCCACCAAGUCAAAGCGGUGACCCGCGAAAAUGAUCACGAAGCUGGGUUUGCCCUCAAUGGGAGGCAGCACAUACAAGAAAAGCAGGAACACCCCCACUCAACCGAAGCCCAUGCCGGAGAAGCCAUUCAUGAUACUCAAGUGGACGGCAAUAAUGCUGGAAGAGAUACUCUCAUGCAGAUUUUCAGCCAAGACCUUCGUCACUUCCUCGAUGAGUGCGAGCAAUUCUUUGAUCAUUUGGUGAACGAGGAUGCGGAGGCGAUGCGACAAAGUCUGAUGAGAAUUAUUGUUGAGCACGACCGCAUAGAAGAUGAAGUUGCCUGGGUUAUCGUCGAUCAAGAUAGCGACGAGGGGAUUGAGAAACUGCUUCUAAAGCAUGCUCAAAGUGAGUACCGAUACAGUUCUCAACCUAGAUGA